Exserohilum turcica Et28A is the source of this 378-nucleotide messenger RNA. RefSeq lists its product as uncharacterized. The transcript has 3 exons. Bases 1 to 378 code for a protein of 125 amino acids. Gene Ontology annotation, biological process: translation. Gene Ontology annotation, cellular component: mitochondrion; ribosome; small ribosomal subunit. The record is from RefSeq and is a predicted model, not a curated record. NCBI's taxonomy places the organism in Eukaryota, Fungi, Ascomycota, Dothideomycetes, Pleosporales, Pleosporaceae. Gene Ontology annotation, molecular function: RNA binding; structural constituent of ribosome.
AUGGUGUUCAUCAACGGCUUUAGCUUCACCGAAGCCACGCUCGUAAAACGGUCGCUCGAAUCUUUCUUCGGCAUCGGGCCAUCGGUCUCGCAGCGCAUCAUGGCAAAAUUCCACAUCCAGCCCUGGGCAAAAGUGGGGAGCUUGAAGAACGCCACCGUCAUGGACCUCACGGCGGAAUUGGCCAACAUGAAGAUUGAAAACGACUUGCGGCGGCAGGUACAAGACGACAUACGCAGGCUAAGGGACAUGGGCACAUACCGGGGAAGAAGACAUGCAAUGGGUCUGCCGGUCCGUGGACAGAGGACGAGAACACAGAUCACGACUGCACGACGAUUGAACAAGAUAGAACGAGGCGGCGCUGGAAGGGUAUCUAUGUGA